CGAAAUGUUUACUACGCAUUAGCUUGCAGCUUGCUAUACACCUGGUAGAAAAGGUGGUAGAUCACAAAAGGCGUCGUAGUGAAACCAUCAUGGGAUCAGUACUGAAACGAAUUUGGCCAAGUCUCUCGCUGAUUGCCUCCGGUUGGUUAAUGACAAUUAUUAUUUACUAUUUUCUGCAAUCACCUGCUGACUCGAACUCCUCAUCCUUCAUUUCUUCUCGGUGCAGUUCUUCUCCUUGUAAACCGAUCACAAGUGCCAGCAUAACCAUCGAUCGGGAUCUGUUUAAUUACCUGAGUUAUUAUUUAAGAGACGCAACGUAUGGCGGUGUCGAAAAUUACACUCGAUUCAUGACGGCCCAUUUGGGUCUUAAGGAGCUGACUGACGUUGAACCACUUGUGACCGACAUGGGGCCAGUUAUCAACGACGUGACUUCCUUCCAGUAUCCCAUCAGCAUCGCUCCAUGUCGUGAAAAAGUCAACAACAACACAAACGAACGCACCUUGUUUGUGGCCGUCAUCUCGGCCCCAAAUAAUUUUGAAAAGCGCGCCACAAUUCGUUCGACAUGGCCCAGUCAUUUGAAAAAUCAAUCCAACAUCAACAGACAAUUGGACGUCGUGGGAUUUGGUUUCAUUGUCGGACUGACAAAGAACAAAACUGUCCAGCAGAAACUGACCGAGGAAAGUGCGAAACACAACGACAUUUUACAGGUGAACGUGUACGACAAGUACAGGAACUUGUCGUUGAAAGCGACUGGUCUGUUGAAUUGGUUGAAUUCUCGUUGCUCCCAAGUUGACUUUGUUUUGAAAGUGGAUGACGACGUCUACGUGAACGUCCAUAACUUAGCGACGGUUCUUCACUCGCUUUCACCACUUGAUCCUGGUAUUUACGGUCACAAGGCCGGAGGAAGUCAUCCGUCACGGACUGAAGGUAAAAAUCCAUCAAGUUUUGAAAAUUGGCCAUGGUUCCGGAUCCCAAUUUUUUUACAAGGCGCUGGAAUCGUCAUUGCCGGAAGUGCCGUCCGUUCACUGCUAGCAGCCGCGCAAACAACUCCUUAUUUCAUAUGGGACGACGUUUACGUCAUCGGGCUUUGUGCAGCCAAAGCCGGGCUUCACAUCCGGACUUCCGAUCGGUUUUUCGUCGAUCAACCCGAAAACCCAGCCGACCCUUGCUUUGUGCGCAGUGCUGUAAUGUGGACAAUGCGGUCAGCAGAUCACAUGAACUCAUCUCACUUUGUCAGUCACAACUUGUACCGAAAUCCAGCGGCCAUCCAUUGCAUUCUCCGAAAUUACGCGAAGAACAACAGGACUUUUGUGACAUUUUCUGAGAGCGCUGUAAUGGAGCCGGCUAUUCCAUCAGAAUUCCCUUUCGAGUUCAUGAAUACACCUUGACAAAAUCUGAUAUCAUUAAUGUCGAAAAGGCAAAUUCAUUCUUUGGCCAAUGUUCUAAUUUAACUUGUCGUUUCCCUAGUGAUAAUUGAGGUAUGAUGUAAGGCUAUAGGU
Molecule: messenger RNA, 1499 nt
Organism: Daphnia pulicaria
Lineage: Eukaryota; Metazoa; Arthropoda; Branchiopoda; Diplostraca; Daphniidae
Product: lactosylceramide 1,3-N-acetyl-beta-D-glucosaminyltransferase A-like
Exons: 3
Coding region: 90-1388 (432 amino acids)
Cellular component (GO): membrane
Molecular function (GO): hexosyltransferase activity
Source: RefSeq, a predicted model, not a curated record